GGAGAAGUUUUGAAGGAAAAAAUCAACUUGUAUGAAAAAUGCUUUUCCUCUGUGGGUGGGACUGAAGUGAGCAGAGGAUGGGUGGGUCCUGCUGUUGGACACUCACUCGUUCACUCCGAUCAUCUACUCUUCAGGAAUAUAGCCGAUCUGCGGGAGUUUGGAGGACAAUAUCGCAGGAGAUCGCGGCUGUUCACGGGCUUAUUCGUUAUAACAUCGCUUAGCGAGUCCGCUGACGCUUCACACCGCCGAAGAGGUUUAAUAACACAUGAUUGUUUUAAAGGAGGACUGAAUGUGGAUAUGGCCUCAUCUUUCCAUCUGCCGAGAAGCAACAGCACCAGAGAAACCCUCGAGAACACGAGCAGCGAGUCUUCAGAUAAUGAAACCGCAGAAAAGGAGAGGUCCGUCGAGCAGAAAAGCGACGAUGGAAACUCGGAUGAGUCCAAGAAAAAGAAGCAGAGACGGCAGAGGACUCACUUCACCAGCCAGCAGCUCCAGGAGCUCGAGGCCACUUUCCAGAGGAACCGCUACCCGGACAUGAGCACCCGGGAGGAGAUCGCGGUGUGGACCAACCUCACCGAGGCGCGGGUCCGGGUUUGGUUCAAGAAUCGAAGGGCGAAAUGGAGAAAGAGGGAACGGAACCAGCAGAUGGACCUGUGUAAGAACACUUACCUGCCGCAGUUCAGCGGAUUAAUGCAACCCUAUGAUGACGUGUAUCCGGCCUACACCUACAACAACUGGACCAACAAAGGACUGGCCCCAAACCCACUGUCCACGAAGAACUUUACCUUCUUUAAUUCCAUGAGUCCCCUCACGUCCCAGUCCAUGUUCUCCGCCCCGACCUCGAUCUCGACCAUGAGUAUGGCGUCCGGGAUGGGACACUCCGCCGUGCCUGGCAUGCCGACGACCGGCCUCAACAACAUCGGCCUGAAUAACUCCGCGAUCAGUCCCGCGAUGAGCUCGUCCACAUGCCCGUAUGGACCUCCGGGCUCUCCGUACAGCGUGUACAGGGACACGUGCAACUCCAGCCUGGCGACGUUAAGACUCAAAUCUAAGCAACACCCGUCGUUUGGAUACAGCGGUCUUCAGAGUCCCGGCUCGAGUCUGAACGCGUGCCAGUACAACAGUUGACCAGUUAAACUGGCCUAACCCUAGCAGUUGACCAGUUAAACUGACCUAAUCCGGACAGUUGACCAGUUAAACUGCAAUGAACGGAUACCUGGAGAAUUGACAACCAUGCUGGAUUAGAUGCGUUUGGCAUUUUGCAGUGGAAUAUGCGGAUUGUCUGUGUUUACGUAAACUUGCACAACAAUUUAAAUCCAUUAUUUGGAUUGCAACGUUUUGAAGACAAGUAAAACUCAUACAUUGUACAUAUAUAUAUAAAACGUGGAACAAACCUGAAAAUGAUGGUAUCUCCGAGCGGGAACAGUGAACACAUUAGCGCGGGAAAGGCCGCAGUAGAUUAUAGUCUUCAGUUGUGUUUGAGUCCCGUUCUCUUAAUUGUAUUAAUUGUCUUGCAGAGGUUUUGUUGUCCUCGUGCUUCUCAUCGACAGUCUGGAUUCUGUCCUCGUUGUUUCGUUGUGUCGAUAGAUUUACCGCAUGCUUUCUCCGAGUGGGAAUAAAAUGUAAAAAAUUAUAUGAAUGUGUAGACAAAAAACAAAGCUAUAACUUUAUGUUGUACUCAUGUUGAUGGAAAAUUGUGCUUAUGUUUAUGGUAAUGUUUGAAUAAACCUCAAAACAAAGAAUUUCUAAAA
Molecule: messenger RNA, 1751 nt
Organism: Pimephales promelas (fathead minnow)
Lineage: Eukaryota; Metazoa; Chordata; Actinopteri; Cypriniformes; Leuciscidae
Source: RefSeq, a predicted model, not a curated record